This is a messenger RNA of Rattus rattus (black rat), 1416 nucleotides long. It is a transcript of the gene Gdf9, whose product is annotated as growth differentiation factor 9. NCBI's taxonomy places the organism in Eukaryota, Metazoa, Chordata, Mammalia, Rodentia, Muridae. The record is from RefSeq and is a predicted model, not a curated record. Gene Ontology annotation, cellular component: extracellular region. Bases 1 to 1323 code for a protein of 440 amino acids. Gene Ontology annotation, molecular function: cytokine activity; growth factor activity. The transcript has 2 exons. Gene Ontology annotation, biological process: SMAD protein signal transduction; BMP signaling pathway.
AUGGCAUUUCCCAGCAGAUUCCUGUUGGGGGUUUGCUGCUUUGCCUGGCUGUGUCUUCUUAUUAGCCUUAGCUCUCAGGCUUCCACGGGAGAAUCCCAGGCUGGAGCCAGUGAAAAUUUGGAGUCUGAGGCAGACCCCUGGUCCUUGCUGUUGCCUGUAGAUGGGACUGACAGGUCUGGCCUCUUGCCCCCCCUCUUCAAGGUUCUCUCUGAUAGGCGAGGUGAGACCCCUAAGCUGCAGCCUGACUCUAGAGCUCUCUACUACAUGAAAAAGCUCUAUAAGACGUAUGCUACCAAAGAGGGGGUUCCUAAGCCCAGCAGAAGUCACCUCUACAAUACCGUCCGGCUCUUCAGCCCCUGUGCCCAGCAGGAGCAGGCUCCCAGCAACCAGAUGACAGGACCCCUGCCAAUGGUGGACCUACUAUUUAACCUGGACCGGGUGACUGCCAUGGAACACUUACUCAAAUCGGUCUUGCUAUACACUCUGAACAACUCUGCUGCUUCCUCCUCCACUGUGACCUGUGUGUGUGACCUUGUGGUAAAGGAGCCCAUGUCUUCCAGCAAGGCUCCCCCAAGAGCGCCAUACUCAUUUACCCUGAGGAAACACAGGUGGAUUGAGAUGGAUGUGACCUCCCUCCUUCAGCCCCUGGUGGCCUCGAGCGAGAGGAGCAUUCACCUAUCUGUCAAUUUUACAUGCACAAGAGACCAGGCCCCAGAGGACGGAACGUUUAAUAUGCCUCUCUCAGUGCCGCCCUCGCUCAUCUUGUAUCUCAAUGACACGAGUACCCAGGCCUACCAUUCCUGGCAGUCCCUUCAGUCCACCCGGAGGCAUUCACAGCAUCCCGGCCAGGGCAGUGUGACUACCCGUCCUGUGGAAGAGGAGGCUACUGAGGUAGAACGAUCUCCUCGGCACCGUCGGGGACAGAAAACCCUCAGCUCAGAAACAAAGAAGCCACUUACAGCAUCCUUCAAUCUCAGUGAAUACUUCAGACAGUUUCUUUUCCCUCAAAACGAGUGUGAACUCCAUGAUUUCAGACUGAGUUUUAGUCAGCUCAAAUGGGACAACUGGAUCGUGGCUCCGCACAGAUACAACCCUAGGUACUGUAAAGGGGACUGUCCCCGGGCGGUCAGGCAUCGGUACGGCUCUCCUGUGCACACCAUGGUCCAGAAUAUCAUCUAUGAGAAGCUGGACCCCUCAGUGCCAAGGCCUUCAUGUGUGCCCGGCAAAUACAGCCCCUUGAGCGUGUUGACCAUUGAACCCGAUGGCUCCAUUGCUUACAAAGAGUACGAAGAUAUGAUAGCUACAAGGUGCACCUGUCGUUAGAAUGGGGCGCUCUACAACACCUGAGCCUGUCUGACAGAGCAGUGCCAUGGGCCUUAGAGGGCCUGAGCAGAGAGCUUCAUGUGACCAAUCUUU